UGAACCCUCGCUCAACUAGUGGUUCCCAACAGGACGUGAACGCGGCAUUGGCCAGGGGCGGGUAGGCGCUAACCGUGCAGUAUGGCGGACGAUGGAGACAGUUCGAGCGGACCAGUUGACACAAGCGGUGGGCAGGGAGCAGCGGAGGAGUCGGACGGGCUUGGCAUCGGCGGGAUGUUGCUGGAUAUUAGUAUUUUAGUUCUGGUAGUUGUGGUCUGUCUGGCGGUCUACCGACGGUGGGGCAAACGGCUAUACUCGAACGCGGCCCAGGCCUCGGCGCUUCCCAAGAUGAGGAGACGGGACUUCACUCUGGAGCAGCUGCGGGAAUACGACGGUCUUCAGAACCCCCGCAUCCUGAUGGCCGUAAACAUGAAAGUUUUCGACGUGACCAGCGGCAAAAAGUUUUAUGGCAAAGAUGGUCCUUACGGCAUUUUCGCAGGCCGAGAUGCUUCGAGAGGCCUGGCCACCUUCUGCCUGGAGAAAGAUGCCCUGAGGGACGAGUACGAUGACUUGUCAGAUCUCAACGCUGUACAGAUGGAGAGCGUUAGAGAGUGGGAGAUGCAGUUUAUGGAAAAGUACGACUACGUUGGAAGGUUGCUGAAGCCGGGUGACGAGCCGUCAGAGUACACGGACGAGGAGGACAUCAAGGACCACCUUAAACACGACUGAGAGGUUCCAUCACUCCGACCAAAGCCAGGAGCCCCAAACAGCUGUGACAGGCCGCCCCAGCCCCCCAGACCACUUCCUCCUCUUCCUCCAUCAUCUCCUGCCCUGCUGGCCUACCCGCCACACCUUUCACGUGCCCCACUGCCCAAACUCUUCCCUCUUGAAUCUGUCCGGUGACGUGGCUGCUCUGGAAGGGCAGAAUUCAAAUGUCAACACGCGGACCUCCUUCCCUCUCCAUCCCGCAGAGAUCACCACCAACGGAAAGCAAUCGUAAAACCUUUGAGGAGUUUUUUUCAAUGACAGCAAACACGUCUGGGGGCAGUGAGAGGUCUCGUGCCAUUAGAUGUAUCUGAAACAAAACCCUAAAAUAUUUUAAUCAUUUGUCCAGGGGGGGAAAGUGUGGUCGUCGUGGUCGCUGCAGACCGUUGGGUGGAGGCUGGUCCGAGGUAGUCAGAGAAACACAUUGGUCUGAGAUGAUCAGUGGACUGGGAAGGGGAAACGGAUUUCUCUCUCUCUUUUUAUCUUUGGUUUAGUCACAUCGCAACUGAAACUGCUUCAGCUUCGGACAGCUUAUCAAUCAGUCAUUUCUGUGUUUUGUUCAAGUCAUUCUCUCCCCUUGUUCAGAGGGCAGUGCUGUGGCCUAACCAAAGGCAAGUGGCAGGGCAUCGCAUUUUCCUGUUGUGUUUGUAGUGUAUGCACUACUAGUUUUCUUUGUUUGUCACCAUGUGAUUGUAUUUGAGUAGCAUAGG
Molecule: messenger RNA, 1415 nt
Organism: Archocentrus centrarchus (flier cichlid)
Lineage: Eukaryota; Metazoa; Chordata; Actinopteri; Cichliformes; Cichlidae
Gene: pgrmc2
Product: progesterone receptor membrane component 2
Exons: 3
Coding region: 82-669 (195 amino acids)
Cellular component (GO): endoplasmic reticulum; membrane; endomembrane system
Source: RefSeq, a predicted model, not a curated record